CUCCUGACUCCUAAAAGUAAAUCCCCGUCUUUGCACAAAUUCUUGGCAUUUCACAUGAGUGAGUUCGAAGAAACUCAAAAAUCUCCCUUCUUGGAGGCUUUAUCCACUCAUCACAUCAGUCUCCAGAAAGACAUCCAAGUUUCUAUUCCCUAGCGGUGGCAACAAGUCCUACGCAAAUACCAAACUUCCAGACUUCUUACGAGAGCCAUUUGGUUGUGCGACUACCGCCGCUUUGAUCGUCUGCGGAAGUUCCUGGUGUCGAACGAAGGAUGGUGCUUCUGUCUGUAAAUCAUCUUGUGAUCACCAGGUUUUAAAAACCAUUAGUCUUCGUCUUUUUCCAGGGAUAGUGAUCCCUCACUUUUUAGUGAGGCUUUACUUCUCUAGUCGCAAUCCAGAGAUUGUUAAGUUUUGACCCGUCGCAUUCAAAUUUCUGUUUACAUAAUAUUCAACUGCAUCUCAAAUUGUCAAUUUCCAGGUGAAAAGAAAAAACAACACCUUGAUCUGCGAGUUGACGUAACCGUCACCGCGGCUCUUAACGAUCUAGACGACUCAGGAGCAAGGACUGCUGAAGCAGGUCAAAAUCAUGGAUACAUUACUAACUGCGGAUAUUGCCGCGAAUGCUCCGAGAUACCGGCGCAAGAGCAGUACGUUCAUCGAUGGCAUUCAUGAUGUCCCGGAGGAUGGCGACAGAGCCCCCGCCCAACUAUACAGCACUAUGUCCGGAAGGCUUUUCCACUCCGGUCGUAUUGCAAUCGUCAUGGUAGGGCUUCCUGCUCGAGGGAAAACCCAUAUUGCCGUUUCAUUGGCGCGAUAUCUACAAUGGUUAGGUGUCAAAACACGGAUUUUCCACCUCGGGGACUACCGUCGUGCUACUGUUGGACAAGGUGGUCAUGUACCUGACGACUAUUUCUAUCCCAAUGCCUCUCCGGCAUCUGUUGUUCUACGUCAGAAGAUUCUUAAGAAGUGUCGCGAGGACAUCUACGGCUGGCUCAACCAUGAAAAUGGCCAAGUGGCAAUAUAUGAUGCAGUGAAUCCUACUGCAAGCAGUCGUCGGUCAUUAGCUAAAGAGUUCGCAAAGCAUGACGUCCAGACUCUAUUCCUAGAAUCCUAUGUCGACGACGAUAAUCUGCUUAGAGAAAACGCACGUAAUGUCAAAAUCGGCUCUCCCGAUUUUGCCAACAUGGACCCCGAUGAAGCCGCAAAACUCUACCUAGAGCGCAUGGAAACCAAGAUUCCUGUCUUUGAGACAAUGGACGAGAAAGAACUUAAUUAUAUUAAGAUGAUUAACGCAGGCCAGAAAUUCUUUUACAACAACGUAUCCUUCAACUAUCUCUCUCACCGUAUCGUCUUCUAUCUAACCAACACCCACAUCAAGUCCAGAGCAACAUUUUUUGUUCGGCCGGGUACAGCGAUGGAAGAGGAGAGCUACAAGGCAGAUGCGCCCUUAUCUGAGGAAGGGCAGAAGUAUGCUAAGGUGAUGACUGAGACGGUAAUCAAACACCGUGAGCAAGAACGAGUAUUGCAAGGCGGACCUAAUGCGCCUUUACGCCCACUUGCAGUGUGGUGCUCAACACGCAUGCGCACGUUGCAGACAUCAGACAUUUUCAAGGAACUAGGAUACAAAGUUCGACAGCGUAGCCAAAUGGCUGAAAUCAACCCAGGAGUAUGCGAAAGGCUUAGCGAACGUGCAAUCCGCCGUUUGUAUCCCGAUGAAGUUGAGAAGCAUGAACUUGACCCAUACCACCACCGUUAUCCUCGUGCUGAAUCCUAUCAUGAUCUCGCUGUACGACUUGAACCGAUCAUCCUGGAGCUUGAACGCGAGCAGAAUGACCUCUUAAUCAUCGCCCACGAGAGUGUACUACGCGUCCUCUAUGCUUACCUUAUGCAUUGCAGCACUAUGGAUAUUCCAAAUCUCAAAUUCCCGCGGAACGAGAUCAUCGAAGUCAUCCCGGGGGCGUACCAGAACGAUGCUAAACGUAUCCAUAUUCCGGGCCUCGAUCCAAGGACAGUUCCUGGUUCUCCUGAAGAUAUACGUAUACCCGUACCAGAAAGUGCCAGUGAUACCCCGGGACCGCUACCAGGCGGCGGCCUUUCCGCACCCGCACUACCCCCUAUCGUUGUCGAAAAGCCACCAGAGAGGGUCGUGAACACGGCGGCGGAGGCCGUAAGAGACAAGAUUACGGAUGAGGAUUAGGUCAGGACUCUUCUUGGUCGUUUAUAGACAUGGGAAACACUCACGCCGAUACUUUCUGCCCUACGAUUCUGUAUAAUCAUGAUUCUAGGUAUGGUUAGGAUAGGUGUUUAUGAAUAGACGACUAUUAUGUGAUUUUCAUAUAAUUCCACGUCGAAGACAUCUGGAUGAUCUCUCCUAAGGCGGGAGGACUAAGACCCGUCUU
Annulohypoxylon maeteangense is the source of this 2396-nucleotide messenger RNA. RefSeq names its product bifunctional 6-phosphofructo-2-kinase/fructose-2,6-bisphosphate 2-phosphatase. Gene Ontology annotation, molecular function: 6-phosphofructo-2-kinase activity; fructose-2,6-bisphosphate 2-phosphatase activity; ATP binding. The transcript has 6 exons. The record is from RefSeq and is a predicted model, not a curated record. Gene Ontology annotation, cellular component: cytosol. Gene Ontology annotation, biological process: fructose metabolic process; fructose 2,6-bisphosphate metabolic process. The coding region runs from base 584 to 2194 and encodes 536 amino acids. Lineage: Eukaryota; Fungi; Ascomycota; Sordariomycetes; Xylariales; Hypoxylaceae.